UAUUAUGGUGGGAAUGAGUUCAUUGAUGAGCUGGAGACACUGUGUCAGAAGCGUGCAUUGCAAGCCUAUCAUCUGGAUCCUCAGUGCUGGGGAGUCAAUGUCCAGCCUUAUUCAGGCUCCCCUGCAAACUUUGCUGUGUAUACUGCCCUGGUAGAGCCCCAUGGGCGUAUCAUGGGCUUGGACCUGCCAGAUGGAGGUCAUUUGACUCAUGGCUUCAUGACAGACAAGAAGAAAGUCUCUGCUACAUCUAUCUUCUUUGAAUCUAUGCCUUAUAAGGUGUACCCAGACACUGGCUACAUCAACUAUGACCAGCUGGAGGAGAACGCCAGCCUCUUUCACCCGAAGCUGAUCAUCGCAGGCACCAGCUGCUACUCCCGGAACCUGGACUAUGCACGUCUGCGAAAGAUCGCAGACGAUAACGGGGCAUAUCUCAUGGCAGACAUGGCACACAUCAGUGGGCUGGUAGCAGCUGGUGUGGUGCCCUCCCCUUUUGAACACUGCCAUGUGGUGACCACCACAACCCACAAAACCCUGAGAGGCUGCCGUGCUGGUAUGAUAUUCUACAGAAAGGGUGUGCGCAGUGUGGAUCCCAAGACUGGCAAAGAGAUUCAUUAUGAGCUGGAAUCACUCAUCAACUCUGCUGUGUUCCCAGGCCUCCAGGGGGGCCCCCACAACCAUGCCAUUGCUGGUGUUGCUGUGGCCCUGAAGCAAGCCAUGACAACAGAAUUCAAAAUCUACCAGCUCCAGGUGGUGGCCAACUGCAGGGCUCUGUCCGAGGCCCUCACCGAGCUAGGCUACAAAGUAGUCACAGGUGGUUCUGAUAAUCAUCUGAUCCUAGUGGAUCUCCGUCCCAUGGGCACCGAUGGUGGAAGGGCUGAGAAGGUACUAGAAGCCUGUUCUAUUGCCUGCAACAAGAAUACCUGUCCAGGUGACAGGAGCGCAUUACGACCCAGUGGACUGCGACUGGGGACCCCAGCACUGACAUCCCGUGGACUUUUGGAAGAAGACUUCCGAAAAGUUGCACGCUUUAUCCACAGAGGGAUAGAGCUUACGCUGCAGAUUCAGAACGACAUGGCUGUGAGGGCGACACUCAAGGAGUUCAAGGAGAAGCUGGCAGGGGAUGAGAAGUACCAGAGUGCUGUGAGAACUCUCCGGGAAGAUGUGGAGAGUUUUGCUUCCAACUUCUCCAUACCUGGCCUGCCCGACUUCUGACAGAGCCAGCACAGCCAGCGUCUACCACGAGGGUAGGACUGCUCCAGGACCCCGUGAACCCUGUACCCUCUCAGUGGACACCUGAGCCUGCACUGUGCUUUGGAGGGUGUUUCUGACAGGCUGUUCUCGUUUCAGAAAUUCUGGGGCAGGUUAUUAAGGACUAUAAAUUUGAAACUUCACUUCUCAGCAGCUUUAUAUAAUUCAUUGUUUGGGGGAAAAGCACUGUGUAGCCAUUUGAUCUCACUGACUGCAGUAUGAGGCAGAGCUAUUAAAGAUCCCAGAAUGCUCCUUUCUCCUUUCUCAGUGGGCCCUGUGGCAGGUAAGGAAAUGUCCAGGUUCAGGCCUGUGUUUCCUAUUAUUCCUAUUCUGUUGCCCAGUAGGAUGCCAGAGGAGUACUGAGUUUUCUGCUCUGGGUUAUACAACUAGACAGAUGUAUAAGCAAGGGUUAAUGUCAGGGGCUGGAAAGAUGGCUCAACUCUGGCUGCUCUUCUAGAGG
Molecule: messenger RNA, 1708 nt
Organism: Onychomys torridus (southern grasshopper mouse)
Lineage: Eukaryota; Metazoa; Chordata; Mammalia; Rodentia; Cricetidae
Product: serine hydroxymethyltransferase, cytosolic
Exons: 9
Coding region: 172-1212 (346 amino acids)
Biological process (GO): tetrahydrofolate interconversion; cellular response to leukemia inhibitory factor; purine nucleobase biosynthetic process
Cellular component (GO): cytosol; nucleus; cytoplasm
Molecular function (GO): protein homodimerization activity; mRNA 5'-UTR binding; glycine hydroxymethyltransferase activity
Source: RefSeq, a predicted model, not a curated record